AUGAAACGUCAGAAUGUUAGAACAUUAUCGUUAAUUGUUUGUACUCUUACUUAUCUUAUGGUUGGAUCAGCAGUUUUUGAUGCGCUAGAAAGUGAGGCUGAAUUGAAACAACGUCAGCAAGUGGAAACAAUCAAAAAGCGUUUAGUUACCAAAUAUAAUAUUUCAACAGUUGACUAUCGCUUGCUUGAGUCAAUAAUUGUAAGAGCAAUUCCUCAUAAAGCUGGACAUCAAUGGAAAUUUGGAGGGGCUUUUUAUUUUGCAACGACUGUGAUAACAACUAUAGGAUAUGGACACAGUUGUCCAGUCACUAUGGGUGGAAAAAUAUUUUGUAUGUUUUAUGCACUUGCCGGCAUUCCUCUUGGAUUGGUUAUGUUCCAAAGUAUUGGUGAACGUCUAAAUACUUUUUGUUCACUUCUAUUGCGACGAGUUAAAUAUUUUUUUGGACGUCCACCAUUAGUUAGCCCAAUGGAUUUAAUUAUUGUUUGUUCUCUGUUAAGUUCGGCAUGUAUCGCAAUUGGAGCGUGGAUAUUUUCUCAAUAUGAAGGAUGGCCAUAUUUUGAUUCUGUCUAUUAUUGCUUCAUUACGCUUGUAACAAUUGGCUUUGGCGAUUUUGUAGCAUUACAAAAAGACGAUGCUUUGGAAAAACGACCAGAAUAUGUACUUUUUGUUCUCUUCUUUAUUGUUUUUGGACUCGCGGUCAUUUCUGCAGCAAUGAACUUAUUAGUAUUGCGAUUUUUAACGCUCAACACAGAGGAUGAAAAGAGGGACAAACGUGAAGCAAAAUUAGCAGAAAAAGGCUUGGUUACAAUUGACUCGCUAGGCCGGCGACAUUAUAUGAAAAGCCGUGAAUCCUCUUCAUCAUCCUCUUCCUCCCCUUCCCGUUCACAACAACAAGCUGUGCCAAAAAGUGGUGCUCCAAGUGAUGAUGAAGGGGAAACGAGUGAAGGCUUUAGGACUAGAACAGCCACAGGCGGUAGCGGUGCAUCAUUAAGGAAACGACAAAAAUUAACGUUAGCACAAUCACUUUUUACUCCCCUACUCCCUCUUUCCGGUCUGAAAGGAUUAGAAUCAGAUUCGGCAUCUAUCGUUUCUUGUUCUUGUUAUCAGUUGGCCAAAACUGAUACAGUUUUGCCACUUCAACAACAACCUCAAAAUCAGCAGGGGACAUCAACACCCCUUCACUCUACUAAGGGGGUAUUUAAAUGAUAGUGGGAUUCGACAAAACGGGGUUUGAAUUUCUAAAAAUUCUUUUGUCUUUCUUUUUAUACGCGAAAUAAAUUUGAAAAAAUUUUAAAAACUUAUUAUAAAAUGAAAAAAUAUUGCCCUUAGUCAAUGGUAAAACAAAGGAAGUCGUUAGGUACUUGUGCAAAUUGAAAGGGUAAAAAGCGCGCCAUCGCACACUUGAGCAUGGUUAUAAGCAAAUAACAAUGACUGAAUUUUAUAUAAAAAUUGAUGAAGAUAUUGAAAAAAAACUUUUUG
This is a messenger RNA of Meloidogyne enterolobii, 1479 nucleotides long. The record is from the annotation of a GenBank genome assembly. Lineage: Eukaryota; Metazoa; Nematoda; Chromadorea; Rhabditida; Meloidogynidae.